UUUGGUCCAUCAUCCGUAAUUUGUAGCGUACUCAAAUAAACGAGUUUCCUCGUUGGUUUCCAACCUUUCUAACCAAUUUGUAGCGUACUCAAAUAAACGAGUUUCCUCAUUGGUUUCCAACCAUGACUAGAGGUGGACAGGCAAUGACUAUAACGACUUUGCUCUUUAGGAGGAGUAAGGCCAUUACUCCCAAAAGAGUCGUGGUACGUUGCAUGAACAAGGUGGCUAGAUGGGACGAAUGUUAUGAUGAUGAACAUGAAGUACACUCAUUCGAUCAUAAAGUACAACCACAAGAUAACAAAUAUAAGGAAUAUGAUGAAGGCUAUUGGAUCCCACAUCCUCGUACAGGAAUAUAUUAUCCCAAAGGUCAUGAGUGGGUGAUGAAAGAUGUUCCUGAUGGUGCUGCUACAUUCGAUUACAAUUAUUGGUUCAGGAAUGGUGACGAUAAUGAAUAUGGAGUUUGAUUUCUUUGAUAACAUAUCUCGUUACAACGUUGGUCGCAAUAAAAUGCUAACGAAUAAUAUAUAUAAUUUGUUAGGAUAUAAUAAUAACAUGAAAUCUGACUGUAUGUGUGUCGAGACUAUUCACGUCAUGUAAGUUUCUGUAACAACUUAUUCUACCUUGUGGUUGUUGUU
Molecule: messenger RNA, 635 nt
Organism: Helianthus annuus (common sunflower)
Lineage: Eukaryota; Viridiplantae; Streptophyta; Magnoliopsida; Asterales; Asteraceae
Exons: 2
Coding region: 123-464 (113 amino acids)
Source: RefSeq, a predicted model, not a curated record